AUGACGGCGGAUGGCUCGGCGUCUUUUCUCUCGCGGGUCGGUCGCCCCAAGGCGCCGCCGCCCAAGGAGAAGUUCGCGUCCAUCAUGGAGGGAGUCUUCGACGGCACCCUGGCGGGCCUGCGACGCAAGCCGGAGGAAUUCUGGAACGAACUCUUCCUCCUCGGGUGCAACGCGCGCGCGCUGACCGAGCUCGUGGCGUCGUCCACGCCGGAUACGCUGCACCGGCGGCGCGAGGAGAUCACGACCUUGUGUCAGCGCGCGUCGGAGCGCAUCAACGACGGCGCGCUUCUUCGACGUAGCCGUGCUCUCGAGCUGCUCUGCGUGCUGCUCCUGCAGAUCGCGAGGGCUCCGUUCCCGGAGCGAAGCCUCGGCGUCAUUAACACCUGCGCGGGCGGGCAGGAAACGUGCGACGCGUUCUUCGCGGACCUCAUCUCGCGAUGUGCGGCGUGCGCGGCGAACCACGACCUGCCCGUGGCGCUCAGGAGGCUCGCGGUUCGAUGCAUGCUGACCGUCGUGUGCGCCGUGGACGACAACGUCAACAGGAACGCGCUGGUCCAGUACUUCAUGAUCGACGACGUGUACGAGCCCGUCAUGAAGGUGCUCAUAGCGCCGGUGGACGUCCCCGGGGGAGGCGUUUCGUCCGAGACGCACGAGGACGCGACGGCUUUGGCGCACGGCGCGAGGGGUUUCGGACCCGGCGCCCGCGAAGUCGUCGACGGGAAUGGCGACGCAACAGGUGGUGACUCACCGGGCGGUGACUCGCCGGGCGAGGCUGAGGACCGGAGGAUGGCGAGGAAGGGCGCGGCGCUGGGAACCACGAAGGAGCGCUCGAUGCUCAGGGAGGAGGCAGGGUGCCUCCUCGCGCUGCUUCUGAGCUGGAGGGAGACGCGCAACGCGUACACGCUCCGGCUGAGCGACGCGGACGGCGUCGAGAUGUCGGUUAUUCUGCGAGCGGCGUGCUCGAUGCUCGCGGCUCCAGCGCGGGGGGACCCGAACGAAAGCGGCGCCGACGGCCUCACCGCCGACCCCGGCGCGUGGAUGUCCAGCGUCACCGCGAACGUCGCCGCGGCGGUGCGAGGGACGCGCGAGCCGGGCGGUUUGAUGGGUGACCUCGCGAUGCGAUUGGGCUUUGACGAAGACGACGACACGGCUGUGGUGCGCGGCGACGACGGUUCGCGCGGAUGGGAGCUCGGGCCCGGCCCGUGCGCCGCGAUCCUGCUCCUGCACGCGCUCGUGAGGGACAGCGGGUUGCUGCGCAAGCCCGUGAUCUGGCUGGAGCUGACCCCGAAACCGGACGAGAUGCUGCACGGGGUGCCCGUGGGUCAGAGGUGGCGCGAGGCGUUGGGAAGGGUGCUGUGUUUCAUACGAAUCCUCUGCCGCGGGAGGAGGAGGAGGAGGAUGAGGAGAAAGCUCCUGCCAGGAGGAGGCGCUAGAUCGUUACCGGCGGGGGUCACGGUGCCGACGGCGAUCGGGGACGUCACCGCGGAGGAGGAACAGGGCUGGUGGGACUGGCUCACCGGCGCCGCCGCCGCGGCUUCGCCGUACAAGCUCAGCGCGACGCGUCGGCUCGGGAAGUGGGUCGGAGCCGGCUCGAGGGGAACCGGCGCGUGGAUCGAACACGACGGCGAGAGCGCGGACGAGGAGUUCGCGGGGUCCACCGCGCUGCUGGCGGUGUCGCUGCUCCGCGCGUUGCUCGACGACGCCAGCGCCGCGGAGUUUUUACACGCCGUCGACGCCCGGCGACUCGCGCCCCCGGAAGAGACUCUCGGGUUCGACUCUCGGAAGUCCGGUCUCGAAAGGACCGAAGAGACUGAAGGGACCUCGAACCCGGACUUCUUCUCGCUGGCGAGCUCGCUGGGUGCCGCCCUCGGACUCCCGGUGAGUGGCGCGAGGGGGGGGGAAGGAGGCGCCUCGUCCGUUCGGAGUUCGCCGCCCGUGGCGUCCGCGGUGUUGGAGCUCCUAUCCUCGGUGCUGGCGGAGGGCGCGCCGGGCGAGCUAAAUUCCACGUCCCCCGCCGCCGUCGAAUCGCACGCCGUUUACGUCAUUCACCGUGCGCUGGAGACGCAGGUGGCGCGUGGCGGACGCGUCCUGUGCGUUCGAUGGGAUCUCCUGUGGCUCGGGCUGAUGUCCACGCUGCGGCGGUGCGCGGACGGCGGCGCCGACGCGUUGGCGUCUCCGCACGUCGCGACGCUCGUCUCGCAGUGCGUGAAUUUGAUCAAUUUCGUUUUGGCGAGGAGGGGCGCGUUGUGCCAGAGCGACGACGACGUCGUGCCGCUCGUGAACGUGCUCAGGGAGGAGGAGAGUGUGUUGGCCACGAUCGCGCACGGAGCCAGUCUGAACGGGUACCUCGUGGACGCGGCGGACGUCGCGGCGAUGGCCAGGCGGCGAAACGUGCUCGUCGACGACGAAGAUUUUCGGGAUGGGGACGUUCGCAGGGCGGGCGUUCGCAUGGAGACGGUGCACGCCGUGCAGUCGCACUUUCGAUCGUUACCGGUCGUCGCCGACGAAGUCGUGAUGCGCAAGGCGCUUCAGAUGUUUCGCGCGCCCGUCGGGGACGCGCUCGACGCGGGCUGGGCUCUCGGCACGACUCUCGGCGGCGGCGGCGGCGGGGUCGGGGCAAGGGGACGGCUGGGCGGUGACGCGGCGAGGAUGGAGCGGGCCGCGGCGAGCUCCGCGCGCGCGCUCGUCGGGGAACUGCUGGAAGGUCCCCUGGGGUCGGUGCCCGCGGGCCUGCGCCCGAAGAUUCGGGUCCCCCGUUAG
Messenger RNA from Micromonas commoda, 2760 nucleotides. RefSeq lists its product with no specific name. The coding region runs from base 1 to 2760 and encodes 919 amino acids. The transcript has a single exon. Gene Ontology annotation, cellular component: cytosol. The record is from RefSeq and is a predicted model, not a curated record. Lineage: Eukaryota; Viridiplantae; Chlorophyta; Mamiellophyceae; Mamiellales; Mamiellaceae. Gene Ontology annotation, biological process: regulation of Golgi organization.